AAUAAUAAUUCUAGUGAUUAUGUUGAAAGUAAACCUUAAUUUUCUGUCACCGACAAUCACAGUCCUUUUUGCAUUAUUUCUCAAUUUUUAGUUCAUCAACGAUCAAGAAUACUUUUUUCUUUUUUACAGUGAUUAUGUUGAGAUUUCCUAUAAAAUUCUCUUUUUAUUUGCAAGGAAUCUACAACUCUAGUGUGAAUCAGGGACAUUGUCUUUGAUCGCAGGGUGUUCGCUGAAAUGCUUGACACAAGCAUGCAGGCGCGGGAAGCUAUCAGCUUUGAUAAACUUAAAUCCCACCGCAUCUUCCAUAGGCGCCAACAUAUGAAUAACUAUUCCUAAAACGAGGUCAGCCAUGCCAAUUCCAUUAAAAAGAGGCCUAAGCUAAGCUACCAAGCAAAGAGGAAGAAGAAGAGAUGGUUUCAGGGUGAGGCAUGUGCUCCAAAAGGGUAGCGGUGGAUGCAAGGCAUCACAUGCUGGGAAGGUUGGCUUCCAUAUUGGACAAGGAGUUGUUGAAUGGCCAAAAAGUAGUGGUGGUGAGAUGUGAAGAGAUAUGCAUGUGGGGUGGAUUGGUUAGCCAGAAGAUGAAUCUCAUGAGGUUUCUUAGGGAGCGUAUGAACACUGAUCUUGCGUACCAUUCGCGGGAUGAUUCCUCGCAAAGACUAAGCACGGAGUGGCAGCUUUCGCUGGUGUGAAUUGAAGGCUUAUGAGGGGAUUCUUGCACCAUAUGAUAAGACUAAGAGAAUGGUUAUUCCUGAUGCUCUCAAGUUUUGCAGUAGUUAUCCAACAUUGAAUGCUUAGGACUUGGUUUGGAGCUUCAGGAACUACUGAUGAAGAAGUUUAUGAAGACAUCAAAAGAGUCAUUUCAUUGGUUUGGCAGUUCUAGGACUUGGUUGUCCUUUACUCAGAGCCAGAGCAGGUAGGUUCUGUUUUUACUUGGCUGUUUGUGAUUGAUGUUUGUUGCACCUUUUCCCCUCUCUUUUGUAACUGUAUUGUAGCUUUGGGUCAGUGGUUGGGCUAUGAAUUUAUGAAUAUCAAACUGUUGUGUCUGGUCAACAUUGCAGACUCCUCGAAUUGUCUCCUUACCGUCUGAGUCUUACAACCUACCAAGACAACACCGAACCAAACCUUCCGCAUACAGAAGAAAAACAUUCCUUGCAAUAAAAUUAAAAUUGAUACAAAAACUACAACAUCCAUAGGGAAGCAUCAAAACACUUCAAAAAGAUAACCACAAUGACACUUGCGUACACCACAGCUCAUAACACAAAUCGAAAAAGAGAUCAACUUCAAGACAUCAUCUCAUGUUAUCAAUUUGUGAGCAUCCUUUAGAAAUUAAAUAAACACCAUAAAAGAAGCAUCCAACAAAUUGGCAGCAAUGCAGUAACUGCAAACCUAUUGCCUCCGUGACUCUUUAAUUACAACCCCAAAUAUCAUAUGCCAAAACAAGGAGCAACAUCAAAAUCUUCAUAAUUAAACACUCUUGAAAGUUGCCUACACACCCUCUUUACUCAUCCUUAGGUUAAAACAUGUUCUUAUCACCCCUAAACACCACCAGUCAAAAUCAUAUCUUACUCGAGUUGAAAACACCUCCUAGUUGAAGAGAAGACAAUCGAAAUCAUCCUUAACCCACCAACCCUUAUCCAACAUCGAUCAAGAGGACACUAAACAUGAUUCCAUAAUAAGCUUGUUAAAAUCCCUCAAGAAAGGAAAGCCGGAUCAGCAGCAUUCAACAGUGUUCCUCAUCAGUUAUGGCCGUCGAUGAUGAACCUCAGCCCCCUCAGCCUUACGAGUUCACAUCCUGAUUUCGCUUGGAUUUCGUUUCGAUGAUAGUUUUUAGAGACGAUUUGUGUUCAGUCACAUUCUUUAGUUCUGGAGUUCUCUACUAAAUCAGUUACAUUCUUUCUAAUGUUCUUUCUAGGAAAAUCUUGUCAUAUACAUGCUCAACCAUUAGGGAAUUUGACUUUGUUGCCUAAUUUCUUUUUGUUGAUGUUCUCAAUUCUUUUCAUAUUUUUUUUAAAUCAUAUAUAUAUAGGUUACAACAAUGUGGCAUAGCUUUUAAAUCAUUAUUUGUCACGAUAAUAAUAUUUAGCAUGUUGAUUAUAUUUAAAAAUUAAUUCAAGAUAAAUUCCUUAUAAAUAUUGUCAUGUAAUUGUUGAUGCUCUAAAUGUUGAUAUGCAUGAAUAUAUUAAAUAUGCACUAAAAAUGUAAAAUUAAAAUUAAUUAUAAGAAAUAUAAACUAUAAAGCAAAUUGAAGCAAAUAUAUAGUAAAAUUUUCAACUUAAAAUAUAUAUUUAAAACUUAAAGUAUAUUAUUAAAGACGCAUUUUAAUAAAGAUUGAUUAAAGUAAAUAUAUUUCAAAUUUUUAAUUAAUUUAAACAAAAUCAAUUAUAAAAAAAUUAUUAUUUUCUUUUUCAAACCCUAACAAAUUUAUGGGAAAAUUGAAUGUUCCAUAUUCGUAUCCUUAGAAUGGAAAUGCUGGGGUAUUAUGGGAAAAGAAAUAUUGACAAAUAGUCUCACAAGUCAAGGACGAAAAUGAUUCUUCUCUUUAAGGACAAAAGCAAGACCUAAGAAAGUAUACCAUAAAGCGUGGAGUAAAGUGAAGCAAACUCGAGGGUUUUCUUGUAAUGGAUGUGAGUGAGUGUGAGAGUAGGACAGAGGGGGAAACCGUGGAACUUCAACAUUUCAGUCAUCCACAUCCUUUGGUCUCCUUCAAAUAUCAGACUGUUGCACGCGAAGAAGUAGACCCAGAAGCAGCUCUUUGCCUUGGGUGUGAGAAACCUGUAGAGGGCUGGAGCUAUGGCUGCAAUCAAUGUGAGUUUUAUCUUCACAAGGGAUGUGCUGAGUUAGACUUAGCCCCCAAGAUUCAGCAUCCCUUCCACCCCGAACACCCUCUCACUCUUCUGCCAAAAUCACCUUAUUCUGGGGGCUUAACCGCGUGCAGUUUUUGUGGUAAGAAUUUUGAGGGAUUUGUUUAUAAUUGUUUUGAUUGUGAGUUCGAUCUGCACAUCAAUUGUGCUUUGCUUCAAUCAUCCAUUGCUACAAAUUUUCCUCAUUCUUUGCACCACCAUCCUUUACACUUCAUUCAAAACCAUAACGAGGAAGUUGAGCGCGAUUGCUCCGGAUGUCAGAAACCAUUAUCUGGUCCAAUUUACCAUUGUUUAGAUUGUUCUUAUCCUACAUUCUUUACUCUUCAUAAGGAAUGCGUUGAACUACCCCUAGAAAUUAAUCACCCCUGUGACCGUAAGCAUCCCCUUACUCUUUUGCCUCAACGACCUGCACAUCCCGAGAAAUGUAGUUGCUAUUUGUGCAAAAUCCAAUGGAGCGGGUUUGUUUAUUCCUGCUCGCUUUGCAACUUUGAGCUUUCAGUUGAUUAUAUUUUUUCACCACCAACAAUCACCAAUGCAAGCCAUGAACACCCGUGGAUGCUUAUAUCCAAAAAAAUGUCAUUUAUUUGUGAUUUUUGUGGCAUUGUCGGAGAUCACUCUCCCUAUCUUUGUGCUACAUGCAACCUUGCUGUACACAAGAAUUGCAUUUCAUUGCCACGCAACAUCAGGAUAACACGACAUUGUCACGUGAUUUGUUUUUCAUAUUCUUUUCAACAAAAUCAAGUUGAAGAUUGUAUGUGCAGAAUUUGUUUCACGGAAGUUGAUACAAGUUAUGGUAGGUAUUGUUGUUCUGCUUCUGGUUGUGAUUAUAUUGCUCAUGCACAUUGUGCAACCAAUAAAUCAAUUUGGGAUGGAACAAUUAUCAAGGAAGGCUAUGAUGAGAGGCUUGGACCUUCGAAUUUGAUCACUGAUGUUAUUGAACAAAUAAGUAUUGAAGAGAUUAUGGUAGCAAGUAAGAUCAAACAUUCCUACCAUCAUCAUAAUUUAAGACUCACUUUUAGUGGUGAGAUCAAAGAUGAUAGCCAGUGUGAUGGGUGCAUGAGGCCUAUAUCAACUCCUUUUUAUAGUUGUGAGCAAUGCAAGUUCUUUCUCCACAAAGAUUGCGUUGAAUUGCCUAAAGAAAUGCCACACCCAUUUCACAAGCAUUUGCUUACUCUCUCAAACUCCCACGAUGAGAAUGGUUGUUCAUGGUGCACUACUUGCCGUCGUCUGUAUCAAGGAUUUAGGUACAGAUGCUACAAAGGAGAUUGCUACUUCGAAAUUGACAUUCAAUGUAUGUUAUUGUCGGACACCUUGAAGCACCCAAGUCAUGAGCAUUCACUCGUUCUUGUCCACAACGAGGGAACGAGCUGCAGUGCUUGUUUCAAAAAUUUACUAUCAAUGGAUGUUGCAUAUAGAUGCAUGAAGCGCUGUGAUUUUAGUUUAGAUGUAGGUUGUGCAUCACUACCACUCACUGCUUGGUACAAGUAUGACAGGCAUGCUCUUACAUUGACUUUUUCUGAUGAUUCUGAGCCUUCUCAACUUUACUGCGAUCUCUGCGAGAAAGAAAGCCAAAUUGUUGGUUUUACUACUGUGCUGAUUGUGAUAACUCUCUUCAUCUCAAUUGUGCUCUUGGGGAUCUCCCAUAUAUGAAGCUUGGGAACAAAAUCAAAGGUACAGGUCAUCGACAUCCACUCACUGUUGUGAAAAACAUCUGGAAUUGCCCUCCAUGUAAGGUAUGUGGUGAGGUUUGCAAUGGACAGGCCCUAGAAUGUAAAGAAUUUGAAUGCAACUUUACCGUCCAUUCGGUUUGCUGUUGGUUUCUCUAUGAAUCAUCUGAAUGAUAUUCCACUCAGUUUAAGAAACAGAGAAAGCACAAUACGAGAGGUGUGUUGUGUUGUGUGGAAGGGUGUAGCAGAUUUGGUAAAAAUGGGUGAUGGCCUUAGUUGUUGUAUUUUGCAUUAUGUUAUGUUUAUGAUAGUUGUUUGCGCAGUAGAAGGUUGUGUUAGAUGAAACAUGUAUCUGUAUCUUUCACUUUUUUAUUUGAUUCUUAUCCUUUCAACUUUUAUCUAAAAUUAUUGAUGAGAAGAAAAUAUUUUUAUUA
Messenger RNA from Gossypium raimondii (Peruvian cotton), 4962 nucleotides. RefSeq lists its product as uncharacterized. Lineage: Eukaryota; Viridiplantae; Streptophyta; Magnoliopsida; Malvales; Malvaceae. The coding region runs from base 2619 to 4511 and encodes 630 amino acids. The transcript is spliced from 3 exons. The record is from RefSeq and is a predicted model, not a curated record.